AUGAACGACACGUCGUUGAGCGACGCGUCCAAGAUGACCAGCACGUCCCUCGAGCAUGCCAGCUUCCCUCCUUUUUCUUCGAUAAAAUGGGAAACGCUACGUCACCUGGCCGCCGUGACAGGCGAGGCCGCCAUCCAGAUGUUGCUGACGGCUGGCUCGGAAGCCCAACAACGCCCGAUCGCUCAGGAGUUCCGGAUACCAGUGCUUCUACUUGACGAGAAAGACCCCUGCGACUCUCGAAGAACGUUCUCCGUGGCACUUCGGAAAGACUACAGCGUGACUGCUUCGCAAGCAUUCGACUUCUCUCCGGCCCCGGCACCUAAACUGGAGCCGGAGCCAAUGUAG
Molecule: messenger RNA, 345 nt
Organism: Phytophthora nicotianae INRA-310
Lineage: Eukaryota; Oomycota; Peronosporomycetes; Peronosporales; Peronosporaceae
Exons: 1
Coding region: 1-345 (114 amino acids)
Source: RefSeq, a predicted model, not a curated record